AUGAGUAAAGGAGUAGAGGCGUAUAGGAUGGAAGGAGCAGGAGAAGGAUGUCGGUUGGAAGGAGAAGGAGGGAAUGGGGUUAAAAGACCCCCUUCAGAGGAUCUUAUUCCAUUUAAAACAGAACUGGAGGAUGAGGAUGAUGACGAAGAUCUUGACGAGGAUGAUGAGGAUGAAGAUGAGGAUGAACAAAGACAGCUUCCGUCUCUACACACCAAGAAGAAGGGCGUAAAAUCAUUUUGUAUUGACGAUAUUUUAUCUCAUAAAACGGCGGCGCUCCAGCGAUCUCAACCCUCAAUAGUCCGGCCAUGGGAUCGGCUGGAAGGACGAUCAAGAGAAUCUGGGGAUCGACGAAAAUCUCUGGGGGACAGUCCUUUAGACGCACUUUUCAAUAUGGCAUCGAAUUUUGAAGCUUUAAAAGCCAAGUCAGAUAUGGAACGAGCUCAGUUGAAUUAUGUGAACAAAGCUCCUCCAAAGAAGAAACGAAAAUCUCGAACUGCGUUUACAAAUCAUCAGAUAUUCGAGCUAGAAAAACGAUUUCUUUACCAAAAAUACCUGUCCCCCGCUGAUCGGGACGAAAUAGCUGCUCAUCUAGGUCUAACUAACGCACAGGUUAUAUGCUGGUUCCAAAACCGUCGGGCCAAGUUUAAACGAGAUAUGGAGGAGCUGAAGAAAGAUGUUGAAAAGACUCCAUUGAACAGUCACCACUCCCACUCCCGCCAUCCCUUACAUCACCCCAUACCCACUUCCCUUAGCCAUCAUACACUUCCCCUACUUUGCCUUGCUCCCCAUCUUUUGCUUGGUGACCGCGGCAUGCACCACGCAUCACGUCAUUCACCAAUCAGAAGCCCGGAAUCUAGCUCUCCACCAAUCAGAGUCGAGGAUUCAGAUUGAAAGAUCCCCGUAAGGAUAAGAGAGAUGAAAAGAUAUAGUUCCGGGAAAUGAAGCCGAAACUUCGUGAAAACUCCGCGGUCCGUGCGCUCGUGAUUCAAACUUAAACUAAUUCCCAAAAAUGGCCACCACGCACACCGAGCAUAGAAUAAACAGAACUAUUUGUCAACAGUUAGACGUACCAGUGAUAAAAAUACUUGUCAAAACUAUAUGAAAACAUGUUUCAAACAAUCUUUCUGACAUUCAAAUUAUAUACUCUGGAGUUACGAAAAUAAGCGCGCUAUACCGCGUAAACACAAUCUUAAAUAUCCUGCGGUUUCAUUAAACAUGAUAGAGGUGUCAAUCAUUCCCUCGCCCUACCAAAUCAGGCCUGUCAAUCCUAGUACCCUACACCCCCCCCCCCCCCCCCCCCCAUCUCUCUCUCCCCUCCAAAGUAAAUCUGUUUAGAUGCCAAACUAAACCCCAAAAAACAACGUUUAAAUUUGUAAACUCUGCAAAUAAAGCCAUCACAAUAGAAAUUUUAAUUAAAUUCUUAUUUUGCGAAAUCUCUUGGUAAAAUCCUUGUUAACGGUUUCUUAUCGUAAUAUUCAACCUCUGAUGGCUGAUCCUCUGAACCAAUGGUUCAUGGCUGUGAUUAUAGUUUAUUGUAUUAGUUUUGCUGAUUGUUCUACCCUAUUAUGGUGUUUAUUAAUAUGCUCGACUGAAAAAAAAUCUAGUGAUCUAACGCUGAUUUUUUUUAAAUCGUAGAUUUUUUUUCGAAGAUGAGAAAAACUCAUUUCUCAAAUUGAUAAUGAGGCAUCUAAAACAUAAAAUUAAAAAAAACCCACCUGAGAGUCCAUAAAUCAAUAUUGGGUAGAACAAUAUGGUUGUAGUAGAUCCAGUUAAAAUCAUGUUUAUACAUAUUUAUCUUGUCUUCUAGUUUAAAUAUAUGUUCAGUUUAGUUAA
Molecule: messenger RNA, 1833 nt
Organism: Eurytemora carolleeae
Lineage: Eukaryota; Metazoa; Arthropoda; Copepoda; Calanoida; Temoridae
Product: transcription factor LBX2
Exons: 4
Coding region: 1-891 (296 amino acids)
Molecular function (GO): DNA binding
Source: RefSeq, a predicted model, not a curated record